UAAAGCUAGGAACGAACUCCGAUUUUCCAAGAGAAACCGUAGAAAGCUGCUGCCUUCUUCUACAUUUCCUUCACUUCCAAAUACUUCACUGAUUCCCAACAAACCCAUUUUCACAUUCACUCAUUCUUCUGACUUUUCAUCCUUCAACUUCACCUCCCAGAAAUCGGUCUUGUUCCACUUUGUCAAUCAACUUUCAAUCCCUACAUCGUCCCUUCUUCUCCCUAUCUCUCCAAAACACCAUCAUCUCAGCUCAAAAAUUUAGCAAGAGCAGCCUCUGAAAUGCAGCUCGAAAUAGCCCCCUUUCACCCAAAAGACUAGUUUCAUCUCCUUCAAAAAACUGCAGCCAAAAUCCAUAAAAACUGCUCCGAACCCAGCUCAAAACAGAUCAAUAAAAGCACAAAGUGAGCAGCUCCAAAGUUGAGUGAAGCGAAGUCGUCGAGUCUUCCGAUCCAGGUCUUUAUUUGAUGCUUAUUCAAGAAUUAGAAGUUGUUCCUGUUAAAAAAAGGGCUUUCGAUUCCUUGGGAUGUGAUGGCAAUUUUCUUGUCUUCAGGCAGUCUACGCAUUUGUUUCUCCAAUCCCAAGUCAAACUUGCCGAGUUUACUUUGGCGUGACCUUUUUCUAUGACCGAGUUCAUCAGUUGUACCACUACCACCGAGUCGAAUUCAUCGGAGUCGACAGAUGACCCCAAGUUGGCCAAUGCAUCAGCCUCACUAUUUUGAUCCCGAGUCGCUAAUAUAAUUCUGCAGAACACGUUUACCUCUUUUGAGCUUUAACUAUGGAGGGACAGCAACGUAGUGGCCAUGCUUAUGAAGAUGUUACUCACCCAACCGCGUUGCACUCAGGGGAUGAAAGACAUGGUCAAAAUCCGGUUCACGGCCAAGGGAAAGUAGAAGAUGAAGGGGCGCAGGGAACCAAAAUAGGACUUCCAACAGUGUUAGACGAUGACCCUAAUGCACCAAAAGAUCGCCCUGAGGACAAAGCUUCUUCUAAUUAUCAGAGCAAAGUCACUGAUCCUACAGGCGACAAUAAGGAGGCGGCGGGAAUUACACCACUAGUUCAGUCAUUCGAGAAAAUGAGUGUGAAUGAAGGAAUAAGGCCAGAGAAAGGAGCAGGGGAAGUUGGCGGUACAGAAGAAGAGGGGAAGAGUAAAGCAACUGAUAAAGGAGUGUCAAUGAAGAAGUACUUGGCAGAGAAAUUUAAGCCAGGAGAGGAAGAUAAGGCACUUUCUGAGGUGAUAGCAGGCACACUUUCAAAACACAAGGAUAAACCUGAGGGAACAGAGGAAGAAAAGCCAACAGGGAAGGUUAAGGAAUCAGAGGAAGUAACCAAACAAACAGGACCUAAAGAUGAACAUGGGGUUGCUGGUGCGGCUACACACGGUGAAGGUUCAGGAAAGAGUAUUGUAGGUAGGAUUAAAGGUGCUGCAAGUUCGUGGUUUGGCAAAGGUACUGGAAAAUCAGUACCACAGAGCCCUACGGUCUCAGAUAGUAAUUAAGUGGUUUUUAUGUUUGAUAGUGAUCCCUCUUUUCAAAUUGUGUUCGAAAAAGCUGUUGUAUAUGCUGGUUGCGUCUUUCUUUGUUUGGUAUUCUGUUUGUUUGAGCACGUCUAAUCAGUUGUAAUUAGAUAAUGAGAUCUGAUGUUGUUCUGGACUGGAUUGGGUCGGCCAUGUCGGCUAUGUGCAUUUAUCUCUUUUGUAUAUUCACUUUCGAUGAAUUAUGUCAUAAUGAUCUUGUGUGGCUGUUUGUAUAUGAACCAAGAGUAAUAAGAGUAUGUAGUUCGGCUGA
Nicotiana tabacum (common tobacco) is the source of this 1784-nucleotide messenger RNA. RefSeq lists its product as uncharacterized. The record is from RefSeq and is a predicted model, not a curated record. Gene Ontology annotation, biological process: response to stress; response to abscisic acid. Lineage: Eukaryota; Viridiplantae; Streptophyta; Magnoliopsida; Solanales; Solanaceae.